Talaromyces amestolkiae is the source of this 3777-nucleotide messenger RNA. RefSeq lists its product as uncharacterized. The record is from RefSeq and is a predicted model, not a curated record. Gene Ontology annotation, biological process: retrograde vesicle-mediated transport, Golgi to endoplasmic reticulum; phospholipid translocation; endocytosis. The transcript has 2 exons. Gene Ontology annotation, molecular function: magnesium ion binding; ATP hydrolysis activity; ATP binding. NCBI's taxonomy places the organism in Eukaryota, Fungi, Ascomycota, Eurotiomycetes, Eurotiales, Trichocomaceae. Gene Ontology annotation, cellular component: plasma membrane; endosome; trans-Golgi network. The coding region runs from base 1 to 3777 and encodes 1258 amino acids.
AUGUCACUCUCCGCAGAAUACCUUCAUGGCAUUGAUCAUUCCGACCCUCCUUCCGAGGACGACCUAGAUCUCGAAGAGCUCGAUCCGGAAUCUGCAAGGUAUCGCCAAGGGUCGAGGACAAGUCGAGACAAUAGUAGACAAGGUGAUGGCUACGGAGCUCGAAUAGCUUUAAGAAAUUUGCGCACUCGCAAAAGGAACCGCUUAUGGAAUCGAGAUCAUCAAGGGGCGGACCACGACCUCGACAGUUUAUUCGAUGACCGAGAUGAUAUCGCUUUCAAUGCACACGAGGAUGACGCCCCCCUUUUGAGUGGACAGAGAAGAAGCAACACUUCCUUUGACGACCGUCGUCCGGCCAAAGCUCGACUUCCCAGUCUCCGCUCCAACGCACCGUCGCGGAUCCCGGAUGCACCCUCAAGCUCUGCGUCCGCGCGAGAGGUUCUUGUGGGUCAGACACAACAUCUGAAGUUCCCAGCAAAUGCCGUCUCCAAUGCAAAAUACACCCCGUGGAGUUUUCUUCCGCGUACUCUCUAUAAUGAAUUUUCAUUCUUCUUUAAUCUGUACUUCUUGUUCGUGGCGCUCUCACAAGUCGUACCCGUGCUGCGAAUUGGUUAUAUGUCGUCGUAUAUCGCUCCGCUUGCUUUCGUCGUUGCUAUAUCCUUGGGUAAAGAAGCUUGGGAUGAUAUUGGACGAAGAAGAAGGGAUGCUGAAGCAAAUGCAGAAGAGUUUACUGUUUUGUCUUUUGGGCCGCCUGCUGGUGGAAACUCGAGAAUUGUGUCUGAUUCAAGGCUUGGCGAAAAUGUCUAUGAAAUUACGAAGAAGUCGCGAGAUUUAAAAGUCGGAGAAGUGCUGAAGAUGAAGAAGGACCAGCGACUGCCCGCAGAUGUUGUCAUCUUGAAAAGCACAGUGACGGAGUCGACUGUGCAGCCAGAUGCUGUCGAUAAUAUUCAGACACCUGAGGUUGACCUCCUUGAGGCAAGUUCAGAAGCUACCACGACAACCGAGACGAACGGAAAGGCGGGAAAUAAGGAAGAAGCAGUUCAAGCCAGCGGCGCCAGUGAUACCUUUAUACGUACUGAUCAGCUUGAUGGGGAGACCGAUUGGAAACUUCGGCUUCCGUCAACACUUUCUCAGACACUCGACUUGCGUGAUUUUCAACGCUUAAAAGUCCACGCCAGUGCCCCUGACAAGCGUAUCAACGACUUCGCAGGCAAAAUCGAAUUGCUUCCCCCUCUGUACAGCUCAUAUGAUCCCCCCGUCAACAAACAUACAGCCCCAGAGAGCAAUGACCCAAAUGAGAAUGCUGAGUCUGAAAGUGACAUUAAGUCUUCCCCGCUAAGUAUCGACAAUACCGCCUGGGCCAACACCGUACUUGCAUCAAACACCAUCACGUUUGCAGUCAUCAUCUAUACUGGAUCGCAGACUAGGUCUGCAAUGUCAACAUCGCCGUCGAGAUCCAAAAUCGGUCUACUUGAAUACGAAAUUAACAACCUGACCAAAAUUUUGUGCAUUUUGACUCUGUUACUAUCCAUAGUCCUGGUGGCACUUGAAGGUUUCCAACCCACAAAUGACAAAAAGUGGUAUGUCGCGAUAAUGAUCUACUUGAUUUUGUAUUCAACAAUCAUUCCUAUGAGUCUGCGGGUGAAUCUCGAUAUGGCAAAAACCAUAUACGGCAGAUUUAUAGAGCGCGAUCUCGAUAUUCCUGGAACCGUUGUCAGGACGAGCACAAUUCCUGAGGAUCUCGGUCGUAUUGAGUACUUACUUUCUGAUAAGACGGGCACACUGACGCAGAAUGAGAUGGAAUUGAAGAAAAUACAUGUUGGAACCGUUUCAUACGCGAAUGAAGCUAUGGACGAAGUUGCAUCAUACAUCAAACAAGGCUUUGUUGUAUCUGACAGCAGUCGGCAGUCUCUAAUUACACCAUCAACGGUUUUCGGCGCCCAAGUCGGUACCGGUGCUGCCACCAGAACGAGGAGAGAAAUCGGCACUAGAGUAAGGGACUUGUUAUUAGCGCUGGCUUUGUGCCACAAUGUCACCCCGACUACGGACGAGGAAGAUGGGCGCAGAGUUAUCAAUUAUCAGGCUUCCUCUCCUGACGAGAUUGCUAUUGUCAAGUACACAGAGGAGGUCGGGCUUCGAGUGGCUUACCGAGACCGAAAAACCAUAUUGCUUGAGUCGACAAAUACAAAUCAGGUUGUCGUUCGGGUCCAGAUUUUAGAAGUCUUUCCCUUUACAUCGGAGAGCAAGCGCAUGGGUAUCAUUGUUCAGUUCGACCAUGCCACAGCCGGUACCGCGCCAUCAGAAACCGAACCUGAAAUUUGGUUUUACCAAAAAGGCGCAGAUACAGUCAUGUCGUCGAUUGUUGCAGCGAACGAUUGGCUUGAUGAAGAAACUGCUAAUAUGGCGAGAGAAGGAUUGCGUACGCUGGUCGUUGGUCGGCGGAAGCUAUCUCUAGAGCAAUAUCGUGGCUUCACAGCUGCAUACAAGGAGGCCUCAAUGGCAUUACAGGACCGCGACACUGGAAUGGCAAAGGUUGUGGGUGGAUACCUUGAACGUAAUCUUGAGCUUUUAGGAGUUACCGGUGUAGAAGAUCGCCUUCAACGAGAUGUGAAGCCAUCCCUUGAAUUGCUUCGAAAUGCCGGAGUCAGAGUGUGGAUGUUGACUGGAGAUAAAGUCGAAACAGCAAGAUGUGUAGCAAUUUCCGCCAAGCUUGUUGCUCGGGGACAAUACAUUCACACCGUCUCUAAACUCAAAGAAAAAGCAGCAGCGCUCGAGACCCUAGAUUUUCUACGACAUAAGACUGAUGCUUGUCUUUUGAUCGAUGGAGAAUCGCUAUCUCUCAUGCUCAGCCAGUUUCGGUCUGCAUUCAUCACCGUGGCAGUCACUCUUCCUGCCGUGGUUGCUUGUCGAUGUUCUCCAACCCAGAAAGCAGAAGUCGCAGAAUUGAUUCGACAACAUACUAAGAAACGAGUCUGUUGUAUUGGCGACGGUGGUAACGAUGUCUCCAUGAUUCAGGCUGCCGAUGUGGGCAUUGGUAUUGUUGGAAAGGAGGGUCGACAAGCCUCUUUAGCUGCAGAUUUCAGCAUCACACAAUUCCACCAUAUCACUAAACUGCUGGUUUGGCACGGGCGCAACUCUUAUAAGCGAUCGGCUAAACUAGGUCAAUUCAUCAUGCACCGUGGUUUGAUCAUCAGUGCGUGUCAGACCAUGUACAGCAUCGCCAGUCAUUUCGAUCCGAAAGGCCUGUUCAUCAACUGGCUAAUGGUCGGGUAUGCAACUGUAUACACAAAUGCACCGGUUUUCUCACUUGUCCUUGAUAAAGAUGUCGACGAAGAGCUCGCCAAUUUAUACCCCGAACUAUACAAGGAGUUAAAGAGUGGCCGCAGCUUAAGCUAUCAGUCAUUUUUUGGCUGGGUUUUCAUCUCCGUCUACCAGGGUGCCGUUAUCCAAGGCUUGUCCCAACUCCUCUUGAACACAACUACUGGCAAACGUCUGAUCAGCGUCUCGUUCACAGCUCUGGUUCUCAAUGAGCUCAUCAUGGUCGCCAUAGCCGUUACAACCUGGCAUCCCAUUAUGAUAUUCUGCAUCGUCGGGACCGCAUUGGUAUAUGCAGCCAGCGUUCCGUUUUUAGGAGACUAUUUUGAUUUGGAGUUCAUUAUUACGGUAGACUGGCUUUGGCGUGUUGUUGCCGUAUGCGCUGUUUCUGUGAUACCUGUAUGGGUUGGCAAGGUCAUUAAACGAUCUUGGAAACCUCCAAGCUAUCGCAAAGUGCAAGCAUAG